This is a messenger RNA of Labeo rohita (rohu), 6821 nucleotides long. It is a transcript of the gene znf385a, whose product is annotated as zinc finger protein 385A. Gene Ontology annotation, molecular function: zinc ion binding; nucleic acid binding. Gene Ontology annotation, cellular component: nucleus. The record is from RefSeq and is a predicted model, not a curated record. NCBI's taxonomy places the organism in Eukaryota, Metazoa, Chordata, Actinopteri, Cypriniformes, Cyprinidae.
CCCUCUCCAUCCAAGCUUCAUUGACACUUGACUCUUUGCUCUCUCACUCUUUCUCACCCACUCCCUCCUUCUCCUCUUCGUUCUCCUCCUCUUCCCUUCCUCACACAGUUGUCCUUACUUAUUAAGGUCCUGGUGUGAUUAUCUGCUGGAAUCUCUUGCACUUGUCCUGUAUUCUCAGUGUGGUGAGACUGAGAGUGGGAUGGGCUAAAAGCGAGAAAUGCGUGUCUCCGUGUGACUGUGUGAUACUUUGUGCAGGAGACGCUCCCGUAACUUCAUCAGGACUAUUUUGGCUCCAAAUAUUCCUGGAGCCUCAAAGAAACGUGUCCGGACGCUCUGUUGUUCAUGCCAGCAAAGGUUUCCACGGGGAGUUUGUGGUGUCAGGGUGCCAGUGGAAAGACCCUCGGAGGCAGAAAGAGGAGACGUGAGGACGGGAAACAGUCAGAGGAAGAGAGUUUAAUGUGGGGUACAGGAAGUAUCAACCGAACGGGGGCUGUCCCUACAUUUCUGCGGACCCCCACUGUCAUCCAGCCUCAUCUGGAUAUGAAGCCCUUCCUGCAGUUUCCAAUGGAGACUCCUCCUCCACACAGCGUUGGGCUCUUCCACAACUUCAAUGCGAUGGAUCCUGUUCAGAAGGCAGUGAUCAACCACACCUUUGGAGUCCCACUGGUGAAGACCAAACGGCCAAUCAUUUCCUGUAAUGUCUGCCAGAUCCGUUUCAACUCUGAGAGUCAGGCAGAAGCCCACUACAAAGGGAACCGUCAUGCUAGGAGAGUCAAAGGCAUUGAGACCUCCAAGAGCCGCCCACAAGAGAGUGACAAACCACCUCCUGGGCCCGUCUCGUCCCCUUCACCUACGGGACCCUUACCGACCAUCUCAGAUACUGACCCCAGCAAAACAGAUGAGACGCGGCCAGCACCGCAGUUAAACGGACCAGCGGUGGUCCCAGGGCCCGCGGCCAUUUCUGCUCCCCCCACCCCAGAAUCCCCCGGUCCUUCCGCCUGUCCUCUUCUGCCCACCCCUACUACUCCUCAACCACCUCCGGCCACCUCCUCAUCUCCCGGCUGUGGCUCUUCUAACCCAGAGCAAGCUGGCACCGGGGCCCCUGGGGCACCAUCAGUCACUCCCAGCAACCCCGAGACCGAAGAGGACAAAGCCAAGAAGCUGCUUUACUGCUCACUGUGCAAAGUGGCCGUCAAUUCGCUCUCCCAGUUGGAGGCCCACAAUAAAGGCACUAAACACAAAACAAUUCUGGAAGCCCGCAGCGGACUGGGCCCAAUCAAAGCAUACCCACGUUUGGGUCCGAAGCCCAGCGGGGAGCAGGGAGGUGGGGCCACAGACCCCAAUACUCAGGAACGCACCUUCCACUGUGAGAUCUGCAAUGUGCGGGUCAACUCAGAACUGCAGCUCAAACAGCACAUAUCAAGUCGAAGGCACCGGGACGGAGUGGCAGGAAAGCCAAACCCCCUCCUGAGCCGACACAAGAAGCACAGGGGAGCUGACCUUGCGGAUCUCACCAAAGCGUUAGGCGCCGGCCUCUUGCCGAGUCCUCUAGCCGUUGCUGCAGCAAUGGCAGCGGCCGCCUCCUCCAAUCCGCUGGCUCUCCGCGCAGCAGCCCCCGCCCCCCAUCCGCAUCAUCACCUCCUGCAGGGUCCGCCCCUCAGCCACGCCAUCUUGAGACCAGCUCCGGGGCCCAUACGCACCUCACACGGGCCGAUCCUGUUCUCGCCGUACUGACUCCGCCCCCCACCCCCCCCUUAGCCAAUCACAGCCAGUCCGGAGCCUCACCUCCAAAAGCACACUGUGAAGACGAAAAAAAUAGUGAAACACCACAGCAACGACAAGAAUCGGCCCAUCAACAAUAACGUCAAUCAUCAAACCAAUCAGAAGGGGGCGCAGCCACGAAGGAGGGUGCGACUGGCGUUCCAACCCUCUUUUCAUCACCCUUAACUGCCUCCUCCAUCUCCGUUUGUUCGGAUCGAGUGAUUUAUUCAUCGGUGGAUGAAUGGACAAAUGCAGGGAUUGUUGGAAUAGAGCAAUAUUGUAUGCUGAGCGCAUCUGACGUCCUUGUCCCUUCCUUCUAUUUAUACUCAUACUGUGAGGUAGCAGCAGUCACAUGGUAGCCAGACAUGCUGGAAUAAGUUAGAAACCCCAAAAAAACACAAACCAACACACAAAGACUACAGUUCAAUGUUGUUCUGAAUAAAUGCACCCUCAACCCUAUGCACCUUGAGAAACCUACAGAAACCAUCAGUAUGCUUCUCGUAGUAUUCGCUGUAUUCAACUUGUCCUGUCUGGCUUUGGCAUCUUUGCAAGAGGAAAACGCCACAAUCUCCGUCGCAGUUCCACCACGUCAAGACUCAGAGCAGGGGAUUGUGGCGAAGGUCUAAGGGUGCCCGACCCUUUCCGAAUGCUUGAGAAGCUUCAUCGUAAAGCCCGACUUUAUACAGUCGCAUCUCUCUAGGGAAACGGAGGGAUUCAGAAGUGAUACUCGAGAUUUCUUUAGUGUCGCUUUUACGUCCGUUUGCGCUAGGAGCGGUUGACUGAAAACCCCCAGACCCCUGUCUUAGAUCGUAGAAAAUCAGUAGACGUCUAUUUAUUCUAUUGUGUAGCGUAGUUUAGUUCAGAACAUCCAAGCUGGUUGACUUUAGAAAAUAUUCCGAAAUAUGUACGUAGAGGAUGAUGUAACUGCUGAUAGAUAAGACGGACGGGUACUUUGAUUCUCAGAGAAAGGCAACAAACCUAAGCACACACACUUGGACUUACAGUACAUACAGGCUCCUCUGUUCAUUCUGUCUCUGUAUGUUCGGUGGACAUUAUGCAACCCCCAAGCAAUACGGCCCCCCUUCUGUCCGACUUCCGCGUUCAGUCUCACGAGAGUCAUCCCGCAAGGACUGACACCACAGGUCAGCCACUCCAGCGGACGCCCAUGAGAAUCUGGAAAAAUGAACAGAGAGAAGACGCAGAGGAGGUCACAGAGGACACGACUGUGCAAUCUCCCCUUUUUUUGGUAUGAACUUCCUGUCUUGAAUCUAAAGCCAUGCAAUGCAUAUUAUUUUUUGUUCUUUUAUUAUGAUCGAUUAAUUGUUUUGAUGUUGUUUUUUGGGUUCGUUUUCAUAGCACACUGUUACGUUGAACAAAUAUUGUUGUGGAAAUUCUGACAAAAAAAAAUCAGUGAGCAAAAGAGAAAAAAAAAAAAAACAGGAAUAUUUUUCUAUGGAAGAUUGAAAACCUGCACUUGGGUGGGAUCUACGUGUUGUAGACAUCGUAUUUGGAGAAAGUAAACAUAAACAUCAAACUAGGGCCUGUUGUGUUGAUAGAUGCGCGACGGUCCGCUGAUAAGCAAAGUGUGACAAUGUCUUACUGUUGUUUAGAUAUUGCAAUGCAAUAAGCAACUGUCAUUUGUUGUAGAAGAGAAUUUAUAAGCGGUAUGGCUGCUAAAAGGCCUCCAUGUUCUUCCACAGAGAUAAAGUAGCCUUUUCAGUACAAAAGCUGGGCGUUUAAAGCAAGAAAGGGGCACCCCACAGGGACAGGCCCUUCAUAUUAAAGGGUCUUUUCUCAUCUCUGAGUGGGGGACAGGGUAUAUCUGAACGCAAACAAUGUGUAGUCAGCCAUAGCCUAUGCGUAUGUAGCUUAGUUCACUUUUUUGUUUGUUUGUGGCAUUGUUUGCAUUGUGUGGGAAAUGUCAUGAUAAUGCCAUUACUUCAUGCUAACUGUGGUUAGCGUCCACCAUUGUGCUUUGAUGGAACUAUACCUCUGUUUCUCAUUAGUUACCGAGGCACUAAUAUGGGUGCUGUAGUUUCACGUCGGUGUGUAUCGUGUAGUGUCGUGUGCGUACGGAUAGAAUCCGGUUCUGGGAAACUUGCGAUAGACAGAAUCUGGCUUGAAGGAUAGUUCACUAAAAAAUGAAACUUCUGUUGAAAUUUACUCACCCUUAUGUUUUUAACCAUUUUUAUCAGAGGACAGUAUGGAAGCCCGUUUCCACCACUGAAUAAAAAAAAUUAAAGGUAAUUGCGACUUUUUGUCUCAGAAUUCAGACUUUCUCGCAAUUGCAAAUUUACAUCUCGCAAUUCUUAGUUUUUUUUUAAAUUGUGAGAUAUAAACGCAAUUCUGUGAAAUAAAGGCAACGUUCACACUGUCAGUUUUUGGGAUUGACAACCGCAUUUACUUCCAGGUGUGAGUCUCUAAACGUUCCGUUAACACAGCAGCUUACAGAAGCAUCUUGAAUACUGUCUGUAUGAACGUCUGAAUGGGAGUCAAGCAACAGUGACCAAAGUAAUAUCGAAGAUGGCGACGUCCGUAAAACUGAACGUUUUCAGACGCGAUAAGAGUCCAGUCGAGUCGUGAGUUCAUUCAUCAAAUCUUCAUUAACCGACAGCAGCUUUUAUAUUUGGGUGAAGGGCGGAGCAUUUGAGUUGCAUGAAAUGGAUGGGAGCGGCUCCGGUGGAAACUGGAUAUAUAACUUUUAGGUGACAGACAGCUCAUUUCUCUGUCACUGAAAGUUAUCGAAAACACACAUGAAAGCACGCGACACACGGUAGACAUGCGUUUGUGCAGCAGAGCGGCUCUCGUGCACUGAAUGUCAAGAUGGAUAACUAGUUGUCCAGUCCUGUUUCGUUCACACAGCGCGUGUUCUGAGAAUGUGGUUGUGAGUCCUGAAAAUUUACGGGUGUGAGUUCGGUUACAGAAGGCGGUUGUCACGCCCAUAAGUAACUGUAUUAAGGACUCAAAUACAGGACUGACAACCGUAUUCUGCUGCUGUGUGAACGGGGCCAAAGUGGUGAUUCCGAGAAAUAAAAUCUGAAUUGUGAGAUAUAAAUUGCGAGAUAAGACUUUUUUUUUCCCCUUCUCAAUUUUGAGUUUAUAUCUCACAAUUUGGACUUUUUUCUCAGAAUUGUAUAAUAAACUUGCAAUUCUGUGAAAUAUAGUGGCAAUUCUGAGACAAAAGUUCUGAAUGUGAGAUAAAUAGCAAAAUAUGACCUUUCUUUCUCAGAAUUGCGAGAUUAUAUUAAUUGAUAGAAUUGUCUUUUUUUCUUCAAAUUAUGACUUUUUCUCAGAAUUCUCAGAACUGUUUAGUCAGCGCAAUAGCUUAAUGGGUCAUGUGCCAACAUAUAACGGUGUUGUGUUACGGUCGUCCCAAGCGUCCUUAGUUCGAAUCCCGGCUCAAGGACCUUUCCCUCUCUCUCUCGCUCUCUCUCUCUCCCCUACUUCGCUUCCUGUCAGCUUUUCACUGUCCCAUCAUAAUAAAGGCAAAACACCAAAAAUAAACCUUUAAAAAAAGAAUAGUGAUUCUGACUUUACUACACGUAAUUGCAAGUUAUUAAGUCAGAAUUGUGAGAUAUAAACUCUCAAUUCUGAGAACAUAUCAGUUUUUUGUCCCCUCAAAAUGGGAUUUUAUAACUUGCAAUAGUUUAUAUUUCACAAUUCUGAGAAAAAAAACAGAAUUGCGGAAAGAAAAAAAAAAGGAAUUGUGAUUAGUUUUAUAGAAUUAUAUAAUUGUGAGUUUAUAUCAUGCAAUUCUGAGAAAAAGUCUAAAUUGCAAGUUUAUUUUGCAAUUCCGACUUUAUUUCUCAUAAAAGUCAGAAUUGUAAGUUUACAUCCUGCUAUUCUGACUUUAUAACUCAGAAUUGUAAGUUUAUGUCUCACAAUUCUGACUUUAUAACUUGCAAUCAUGAGUUUAUAUCUUACAAUUCUGAGAAAAAGUCAGAAUUGUUUGUAUUACACAGAAUUGCAAGUUUUGCAAGAUGUAAAUUCACAAUUACGAGAAAAUAAAGUCAGAAUUGUGCAAUUACCUUUAUUUUUUUAUUCAGUGGCUGAAACAGGAUUCCAUAGAGGGAACAUCAGGCACCAAAAAGCAGCAAUAUUUGCAGACACAUAAUUCAUGCAAAUCAGAGAAGUUAUUAUUUGGCAGUGAAAAUGAAUUUGCAUUUUCAUUCAGCCCAUCUGCUGUUUUUGUUCAGGCAAAUUACAUAUAUAGUUUCAUAAAAUGUUUGAGAUGUUUCCACAGACAUUGGUGUUGUUUUAAAGCAACAUUGCUACCUAAACAAAAUGUAUGCAAAAUGCAUAUGAGUUUGGAAUGACACAAGGGUGAGUAAAUACUGAAGUUUUCAUUUUUGGGGUGACCCAUUCUUUUAAACUGCACAUUUGCAAUCAGCUGUUUCUAUCCCAAACAUAAUCAUUAAAACAAUCAGUGGACGGUGUUUUCGGCUGAUUUCAGAUGAGCAUUUUGGGGUAACGCUAUGCGUACUGACACAUGCUGUAGUUUGAAACCAGGUGUCCAGUGCCCGAUUGAAACCAUGUGAGGUGAUGAAGCCAUCACAGCUAACACAGACUUGCUUAGUCCCAUCCGUCAACACUGUAAAGACCACGUUCAUCCUGUAGUCAAAAUAACAUCAUCACUGUACAGAAUUGUCUUUGGUAGAUUUAUUCAACCUUUCAGGGCAGGUGUAAUGUUAGUUGGUGAAGUCUAUUUUAGCCUUAGCCUUAUUCCACCCCAGGCCUCUCCAGGAGCGGACACGGCCGGAGAAGCUUCGGUCAAACCUCGUCUUGCCAAUAAAUUUAUUUUUGAAUUGAAUCGUCAGAUGGGAAAUCAGUAUGUGUGAUGGAACGUAGCAAUAUUCAACUCAUACUGGCUACUCUUGUUUAUUGCAAUAAGGAAAUCAACCAAUAGAUGCAUAUGUGAGUAAAAAUAUUAUAGAUGUAAUUUAAAUCAAACACAGAAAAUUAUGGAAAUACUUGGUAUCAGAGAAACUUGGAGUUACCACAGGGAAAAAAAGAGAAAAAAAAAUCAAUGUCUAUAAAUCAAUAAAGAAUAUUAAAACUCA